This is a messenger RNA of Gryllus bimaculatus (two-spotted cricket), 1176 nucleotides long. The record is from the annotation of a GenBank genome assembly. Lineage: Eukaryota; Metazoa; Arthropoda; Insecta; Orthoptera; Gryllidae.
AUGAAAAAUCAAGCAGAAGAAAUAACUGAUUUAGAGCUUGUGCCAUCAACACGACUUGUAGGAGGCGCAGCUCCUCCGCGAGAGCCUGGUGCCGCGCCGGGCCUUGCCGUCCAUGGCGCCGAGCAGGCGGCGCUCCAUGGCCUCCAUGCUGGCCCGGAGCUCGUUGCGCAGGCGCGUCAUCUUGACGCACAGCGCCCCGGCGCCCUUCCGCCGGUUGAUCACCACCUUGAUGGCCCCGUCCACGGACCGCUUGAAGCUCCAGUUGCACAUGUGGAAGUACUCGUUGCUGUCGUCCGGCCGGCUGAUCACCACGUUGUUCUCCUUCCAGUUGGGGUAGACGCGGAUCUCCUUGCUGUUGUAGAAGAACGGGAAGAUGAAAAUGCGGUGGCACUCGUCGAGGUGCGUCUCGAGCGUGCUGGCGUUGAUGUCCUUGAGCGCCGUGUGGCCGAAGCGGUCGCGCACGCCCAUGAAGGCGCCGCAGCGCAGCAGCGUGAGCACCAUGCGUUCGUCGGCGUAGCGCGCGGCGUAGUGCAGCGCCGUGCACUGGUAGGUGUCUGCGGCGUCCACGUCCACCAGCGCCGUGCCGCCCCCGCCGCCGCCGCCGCCGUGGCCGUAGAUGCAGCUGCCCCAGUCGCCGCCGUCGGGGUCGCGCCCGGCCGACGCCCACUCCUCCGGGCGCGCCUGCCCCAGCAGCAUCAGCACGCAGGCGCGCGCGCGCUCCAGGCAGUCCUCGCGCCGCGGCACCACCGCGUGGUGCAGGGCGGCGGCGUGCAGGGGCGGCAGCGGGGCGGCUCCGGCGGGCCGGUGGCGCAUGGGGGCGUUGGGGUCGGCGCCGGGCGUCCGCAGCAGCGGCUCCAGGAAGGGCGCGAGGCGCGGCGAGGUGCAGGCGGCGUUGACGCACUGCCCAGGACCGGCCGCCGCGCCGCGCCGCCGCCGCCGCGCGCGGUGACGGGGCGGUGGCGCGGUCGUAGGGCCGCGCGAAGCCCCGCGCGUCGCCCGCUCGCAUCGCCGCCAGCACGGCCGCCUCCAGGUCGCUGGCGGCCGCCUCCAGCGCCGCCGGCGCCGGCGGCAGCGACGGCGCUUCCGGGAUGGGGUCCACCACGAGGAAGUUCAUGGCGGCGUGGUGGCGGUGAGCGCAGUCGAGAAGGACCUGUGGCAAGAGAAAGUCACCAAUGA